AUGACGCCGUCUCAAGCAGACUACCUGGAUUCGCUUCCAUUCACUUUGACAAUACCCCACCGUAGGGUGCUUGUGGUCCAUGCUGGUGUUGUUCCCGGAAAUCCUCUUCCUGAGCAAAAUUUGGUAGACCUGUACCAGAUGCGGGACCUAAAAAAGAAGGGACACAGUUGGGUUGCACUGGAGUUGGCAACAGCUGACACAACGGCAUGGGCGAAGGAAUGGAAAGGCGAGUACCACAUUUUCUUUGGGCAUGACGCCAAGAGGAGGCUACAGUUCCACCGCUAUGCCACAGGACUUGAUAGCGGCUGCUGCUAUGGUGGGCAAUUGACAGCCUGCAUUCUACCGAGGACUGCGGAUGUUUCUAGAGACAGCUCUGCGGGAGCCACUAGAGAAGCAUUAGGUGCCGAAAUGGUUUCAGUGCAAGCGAAAAAGGACUACAGAGAAAAGUAG
Molecule: messenger RNA, 450 nt
Organism: Ostreobium quekettii
Lineage: Eukaryota; Viridiplantae; Chlorophyta; Ulvophyceae; Bryopsidales; Ostreobiaceae
Source: the annotation of a GenBank genome assembly